ACUCAUUAUCUUCUUCCACCACUCCAAAAAAAUCUGACACUCUUUACCUUUACCCCACCGUUCAUGGCAAACAUGGCCUAUGUGACGUACAUCAUGUCACGGACAAAGUAAUCCUGAAACCACCUUAAUCCCAACCUUUCCCCAGUCUUCUGGUUUCCCUUUUCCGUGAAUUCUUUGAGUUUUUCAUUUACCCAAUUUCCUCUCCAUUUCUUUCACGGAGCUUUGCCGUGAAAUGGAGGCUGCGGUGGAAGUUGAUGAGGAGGCCAAUGGAGGUGGCGGGGCUGGGAAUCUUCAGUACAAUCGCCGCCGGCGCCAGAGACAGCGUCGGCGCAGGCCGUCUUUGGCUGCGAGCAGCGAGACUACCACCGACGGGAGCUUCCGCUUCACGGACUCGGACUCGGACCAGUCCUGGGCGUCGGCCGCCGGCGGGCCCUACGAGGAAUGCCGGUUUUCCGCGGCGGCUGAGCGGCUGAGGCAUAGCCGGAGAAACGCUUUCUCGGUGCCGGGGUGGGUGUCGGACGACGAGAUCGACUUGGAGAGCGGUGAAUUGGAGCUGAAGUUAGUGGGUAAGGAGGAGGAGGAGGAGACGAGGGAUUGUAGGAUUUGCCGUCUAAGCUUGUCUGGAAGCGGCGGCAUCGGCGGCGACGGCGAGCUCGAGCCCUCCUCCGGCGUCUCCAUUGAAUUGGGGUGCUCUUGUAGAGGUGAUUUGGGCACUGCCCACAAACAGUGUGCCGAAACUUGGUUUAAGAUCAGAGGAAACACAACAUGUGAAAUCUGUGGUGAGACUGCAGUCAAUAUCGCCGGGGAGCAGACAACCGAAGAAAAUGAAACUAGCGGUGGAGCAGCUCUAACAGCACCAACAUUCGUCCCCGAGACCCAACGCUUUUGGAAUGGUCGCCGCGUCAUGAACUUUCUACUUGCCUCUAUGAUCCUUGCCUUUGUCAUCUCAUGGCUCUUUCACUUCAACAUUCUCCCUUGAAGAGGGUGGGUGCCACAAGCUCAUAGCUUCUCUUUUUAAAAGCAAGUCCAAAUUAAAGAUAGCUCAUUCACAUCAAGUUUCAAGCUCAUUCCUUUGGGAUGAUGUUUUGUUCUUCUGAACUGGAGACACAGAUUAGUUUGUUGUACAUAAAGAAGAGCCUUUUUCUUGAAGAUCCUGUAAAUGGUUACUACUCCUUUGCUCUCUUGCUAAUUAAGCAUUGCAUGUGACAAAGAAUCUGUGAUUUAGUCAUCUCUUUAGGGCCCCAUGAGGGAGAGAGAUUGACAGGUGACCAAACCUGACAUGUCUCAUUAUGAUUAUAUAUGCUCUUUGUUCCCAACAUAUGGCAUAAUGCUUCAAUGAGUCAUUGCUUGAUUUUCUUCCAAGGAAUCUUCUUCAUCUUCAGCAAGCAAUGAGUCUUGGGAUUAAUCAAUCAUUAUGCACCUCUCCAUUGCAGGGUUGUUGUCUAUGGUUGAUGCCAAUGUCAAUUGUGAACUCUUGAGAGUGUUGUCAGGGUUGUUGUUAAUGCACUAGCAUUUUGUGUCAGUGUAAAUCAUCAAAAUGUUAGUGUAUACUUUUGGUGUAAUUUUGAGUGCACUUUUUGGAGUAAGUGUACCAUGGUUGAACAAAAUUUGUUCAAGUUGUCUUAUUUUUAGGACGAACCAAACUCAAAGCAUUGAUGAAUAUUUUUCUUUACUGUGGCAACAAAUGUCGGAUAAUGUU
Molecule: messenger RNA, 1699 nt
Organism: Cuscuta campestris
Lineage: Eukaryota; Viridiplantae; Streptophyta; Magnoliopsida; Solanales; Convolvulaceae
Source: the annotation of a GenBank genome assembly